AUGGAGUGCGCCCUCCUGCUCGCGUGCGCCCUCCCGGCCGCGGGUUCGGGUCCGCCGUGGGGCCCGGCGGGACUGGGGCGCGUGGCCAAGGCGCUCCAGCUGAGCUGCCUCUGCUGUGCCUGGGUCGCCGCCGCCUUAGCCAGUGACGACAGUAGCGGCGCCAGCGGAUUAAAUGAUGAUUACGUCUUUGUCACGCCGGUAGAAGUGGACUCAGGCGGGUCGUACAUUUCACACAACAUUUUGUACAACGGCAGGAAAAAGCGAUCAGCGCAGGGUGCCAGGAGCUCCCUGCACUACCGAUUUUCAGCAUUUGGACAGGAACUACACUUAGAACUUAAGCCGUCGGCGAUUUUGAGCAGUCACUUUAUUGUCCAGGUACUUGGAGAAAAUGGUGCUUCAGAGACUCGGGAACCCGAGGUGCAGCGAUGUUUCUAUCAGGGAUUUAUCAGAAAUGACAGCUCCUCCUCUGUCGCUGUGUCUACGUGUGCCGGCUUGUCAGGUUUAAUAAGAACACGAAAGAAUGAAUUCCUCAUCUCGCCGUUACCUCAGCUGCUGGCCCAGGAACACAACUACAGCUCCCCUACAGGACACCAUCCUCACGUACUGUACAAAAGAACAGCAGAGGAGAAGGUCCAGCGGUACCGUGGCUACCCUGGCUCCGGCCGGGAUUAUCCUGGUUACUCCCCAAGUCACACUCCCCAUGCAUCUCAGAGUCAAGAGAUACAGUAUCACCACCGAAGGUUGCAAAAGCAGCAUUUUUGUGGACGACGCAAGAAAUAUGCACCCAAGCCUCCCUCAGAGGACACAUAUCUAAGAUUUGAUGAAUAUGGGAGCUCAGGGCGACCCAGGAGAUCAGCUGGAAAAUUGCAGAAGGGCUUGAAUGUGGAAACUCUCGUGGUAGCUGACAAGAAGAUGGUGGAAAAGCAUGGCAGGGGGGACGUCACCACGUACAUCCUCACAGUGAUGAACAUGGUCUCCAGCUUAUUUAAAGAUGGAACUAUUGGAAGUGACAUAAACAUCGUUGUAGUGAGCGUCAUUCUUCUAGAACAAGAACCUGGAGGAUUAUUGAUCAACCAUCACGCAGACCAGUCUCUGAAUAGCUUUUGCCAGUGGCAGUCAGCCCUCAUUGGAAAGAAUGGCAAGAGACAUGACCACGCCAUCUUACUCACGGGAUUUGAUAUUUGCUCCUGGAAGAAUGAACCAUGUGACACUCUAGGGUUUGCCCCCAUCAGCGGCAUGUGCAGCAAAUACCGGAGUUGCACCAUUAACGAGGACACGGGGCUCGGCCUGGCCUUCACCAUCGCUCAUGAGUCCGGGCACAACUUCGGCAUGAUCCAUGAUGGAGAGGGCAAUCCCUGCAGGAAGGCUGAAGGCAACAUUAUGUCUCCCACACUAACUGGAAAUAAUGGGGUGUUUUCCUGGUCUUCAUGCAGCCGGCAAUACCUCAAGAAAUUCCUUAGCACGCCUCAGGCCGGGUGUCUAGUGGACGAGCCCAAGCAAACAGGACAGUAUAAAUAUCCAGACAAACUACCGGGACAGAUUUAUGACGCUGACACUCAGUGCAAGUGGCAAUUUGGAGCAAAAGCCAAGUUAUGCAGCCUUGGUUUCGUGAAGGACAUCUGCAAAUCUCUUUGGUGUCACCGAGUGGGCCACAGAUGUGAGACCAAGUUUCUGCCUGCAGCGGAGGGGACCGUUUGUGGCUUGAGUAUGUGGUGUCGGCAAGGCCAGUGCGUCAAGUUUGGGGAGCUGGGGCCCCGACCCAUCCACGGUCAGUGGUCUGCCUGGUCCAAGUGGUCAGAAUGUUCCCGGACGUGUGGUGGAGGCGUGAAGUAUCAGGAGAGACACUGCAAUAACCCCAAGCCUCAGUAUGGCGGCAAGUUCUGUCCAGGAUCAAGCCGUGUUUAUCAGCUGUGUAACAUUAACCCUUGUCAUGAAAAUAGCCUGGAUUUUCGAGCCCAGCAGUGUGCGGAAUACAACAGCAAACCUUUCCGUGGAUGGUUCUACCAGUGGAAACCCUAUACAAAAGUAGAAGAGGAAGAUCGAUGUAAACUGUACUGCAAGGCUGAGAACUUUGAAUUCUUUUUUGCAAUGUCUGGCAAAGUGAAAGAUGGAACCCCUUGCUCCCCGAACAAAAAUGACGUUUGUAUUGAUGGGAUUUGUGAACCAGUAGGAUGUGAUCAUGAACUUGGCUCUAAAGCUGUUUCAGAUGCAUGUGGUGUUUGCAAAGGUGAUAAUUCGACUUGCAAGUUUUAUAAAGGCCUAUACCUCAACCAGAACAAAGCAAAUGAAUAUUAUCCAGUGGUCAUCGUUCCUGCCGGGGCCUGGAGCAUUGAGAUCCAAGAGCUGCAGGUCUCUUCCAGUUACCUCGCAGUCCGAAGCCUCAGUCAGAAGUAUUACCUCACCGGGGGCUGGAGCAUCGACUGGCCUGGGGAGUUCCCCUUUGCUGGGACCACGUUUGAAUACCAACGCUCCCUCAACCGCCCAGAACGUCUGUAUGCACCAGGACCUACAAAUGAGACGCUGGUCUUUGAAAUUCUGAUGCAAGGCAAAAAUCCGGGGAUAGCGUGGAAAUACACACUUCCCAAGGCCACGAACGGAACUCAACCAGCCACAAAAAGACAGCUCCACGCCUGGAGUCUGGUGCAGUCAGCUUGCUCCGUCUCCUGUGGAGGAGGUUACAUAAGUGUAAAGGCCAUUUGCUUACGAGAUCAAAAUACUCAAGUCAAUUCCUCGUUCUGCAAUGCAAGAACCAAGCCAGCCACGGAACCCAAGAUAUGCAAUGCUUUCUCCUGCCCAGCCUAUUGGAUGCCGGGCGAAUGGAGCGUGUGUAGCAAGUCCUGCGCCGGGGGCCAGCAGAGCCGGAAGAUCCAGUGUGUGCAAAAGAGACCCUUCCAGAAGGAGGAAGCGGUGGUGCAUUCCCUCUGCCCAGUGAGCACGCCCACUCAGGUUCAAGGUUGCAACAGCCACCCCUGCCCUCCAGAAUGGAGCCUCGGGCCCUGGUCUCAGUGCUCCAAGACCUGUGGACGAGGAGUGAGGAAGCGAGGCCUGUCCUGCAAAAGCUCUGCCGCAGAGACCCUGCCCGAGAGCCUGUGUGCCGGCCUCCCCAGACCCGAGACGCAGGAAGGGUGCGUGCUGGGACGGUGCCCAAAAAACAACCGGCUGCAGUGGGUCACCUCUUCCUGGAGCGAGUGUUCUGCGACCUGUGGGGUGGGUGUGCGGAAGAGGGAGAUGAAGUGCAGCGAGAAGGCCUUCCAGGGAAAGCUGAUCACGUUUCCGGAGCGAAGAUGCCGCAACAUUAAGAAACCAAACCUGGCCUUGGAAGAAACCUGCAACCAAAGGGCUUGUCCAGCUGGUCCAGUGUACAACACAGCCGGGGGAUGGUAUUCAGCGCCAUGGCAACAGUGCACCGUCACCUGCGGGGGAGGGGUCCAGACACGCUCUGUCCACUGUGUUCUACAAGGCCGGCCUUCCUCCACGUGUCCGCUCCGUCAGAAACCCCCAGUGCUGCGAGCUUGUAAUACAAACUUUUGUCCAGCUCCUGAAAAGAGAGAAGAUCCCUCCUGCGUAGAUCUCUUUGCCUGGUGUCACCUCGUUCCUCAGCAUGGUGUCUGCAACCACAAAUUUUACGGUAAACAGUGCUGCAGGGCGUGCACAAGGAAGAGCUGA
Molecule: messenger RNA, 3666 nt
Organism: Otolemur garnettii (small-eared galago)
Lineage: Eukaryota; Metazoa; Chordata; Mammalia; Primates; Galagidae
Gene: ADAMTS18
Product: ADAM metallopeptidase with thrombospondin type 1 motif 18
Exons: 23
Coding region: 1-3666 (1221 amino acids)
Biological process (GO): proteolysis; extracellular matrix organization
Cellular component (GO): extracellular matrix
Molecular function (GO): metalloendopeptidase activity
Source: RefSeq, a predicted model, not a curated record